Glycine soja is the source of this 2790-nucleotide messenger RNA. Its product is annotated as phosphatidylinositol 4-kinase gamma 4-like. Lineage: Eukaryota; Viridiplantae; Streptophyta; Magnoliopsida; Fabales; Fabaceae. Gene Ontology annotation, molecular function: protein binding. The transcript is spliced from 2 exons. The record is from RefSeq and is a predicted model, not a curated record. The coding region runs from base 622 to 2421 and encodes 599 amino acids.
UGUAGAUAUAGGUAGAUAGCGACUUUGUUUGUUCUUUCAUGAAAAACUGAAGCUUUGUACUCCGUAUACUAUACUAUACCAGGCGGCUACACGCGCUUAUACGAUGUUUUCUCUCUUUCUUUCGCUUUCUGUCAGAGUCAACAGCAACCCUUUUCUUUUCUGAAUAAUUGAGUUGGUUUGCUACAUUCAUAAUCCGCACCUCUUCCUGCCUUCGAUUCAAUAACCCCUUGCAUCUGUUUUUCACUCCGGCGUCGUUUUGAUCAGCUUCUUGGGGGGUGGUAAGAAUCUGCCCUCUUUGUCUCUCUCUCUCUUUUUGAGCUUUUUGUCAUUGGUUCAGAUUUAGACCCAUUUGUGAUUUGUUCCGCUUUUAGAAAUCUUAGGCUUCUGAGAUGAGGAAAUGGAGAUUGAAUCUUUUUCUUAAAAAGAUCGUAGCUUCUUGUUAAAGUUUGUUGUUAUUGGAGACCUGGGCAAGAGUGUGUAAUCUAAUCAUUACCCUAGGUAGCCUAAUUGUACAAAAAUGGCAGUGUUUUUGUGACAUUUGUAGGUUCUUAGGGGUUUGAUUCUUUGUUUCAAGCUUAAUUUGUUUUGCAUUCAUUCUCUUGUUCGAUAUCAAUAGUGAAAAUGUCAUCUGCCGGUGUCUCUACUCUUAGUGUGGUUCCCACUGAGCCAUUGCUCUCACCAAUGGCAUUCCCUUUUCCAAUUCCAUCACACUUGUCUUUGGAAGAUAAAUCCAUUUUCAUAUACCUCUCCUUUUCUGGCUCAUUGACUCCCAUCCGUGUUAUGGAGUGGGAUACCAUUGAAUCUGUCAAAUUCAAAAUCCAAAGGUCUGAAAGCCUUCCGUUUUUAACAAACAAGCAGAAGUUGGUUUAUGCUGGCCGAGAGCUUGCGCGAAGUGAUUCGCUGCUCAAGGACUAUGGAGUAACCGAUGGAAAUGUUUUGCAUUUGAUAAUCAAACUGUCAGAUCUUCAGGUCAUCAGUGUGAAAACUUCUUGUGGGAAGGAAUUCACGUUUCAGGUCGAACGAGGCAGGGAUGUCGGGUACAUAAAGCGGCGGAUUGCCAGAAGGGAGAAACAGUUUGAUGAUCCUGAGGAGCAGGAGCUUGUGUGCAAUGGGGAAAGGCUUGAGGACCAGAGGCUUAUUGAUGAAAUAUGCUGCAAACAUAAUGAUGCAGUGGUACAUCUGUUUGUGAGAAAAAAACAUGUUAAAGUUCAGAGGAGGCCCCUUGAGUUGUCCAUUGUAGCAAAAGAUUUGAUUAAUAAGAAAAAAAAUGAUGUCAAUGGAAAUACUAACAGGAGAAGUUAUGAUGUUGGUAAAGAAGAUACUAUUAGGAAGUCUGAUGUCAUUCAAAGAGCUGUGCCGAGGAAGCCUCCCGAUAGAGAUUUUAUUUUGGAGCCAGUUAUUAUUAACCCUAAAAUUGAAUUAGCUCCAGCUAUUUGGAAUAUGGUGAACUCUACAUAUGAUGGACUUGGCAGUGGCAAAUAUCCAAUCAGAUCUGCAGAGGGUACAGGAGGGGCUUACUUUAUGAUUGAUUCAGCGGGGCAAAAGUAUGUGUCUGUUUUUAAGCCUAUUGAUGAAGAGCCAAUGGCUCUGAAUAACCCUCGAGGUCUUCCUUUGUCAUUAGAUGGCGAAGGCUUAAAAAAGGGUACAAGAGUUGGUCAAGGAGCAUUCAGGGAAGUUGCAGCCUAUGUUCUAGACCAUCCAUUGAGUGGGCGCCGCUCGUUAUUUGGUGAUGGGAAGGGCUUUGCUGGUGUUCCCCCAACAUUGAUGGUUAAGUGCUUGCAUAAAUCAUUCAACUAUCCCAGAGAAUUUACUCCUAAGAUUGGCUCCUUGCAAAUGUUCACAGAAAAUAGUGGAAGUUGUGAAGAUAUGGGCCCGGGGGCUUUCCCAGUAAAGGAGGUACAUAAAAUUACUGUUUUGGACAUAAGACUGGCUAAUGCAGAUAGGCAUGCUGGGAAUAUUUUGAUCAGCAAAGAGGAGGACAACAACCAGUCUGUUCUGAUUCCAAUUGAUCAUGGAUACUGCCUGCCCACAAGCUUUGAAGAUUGUACCUUUGAGUGGCUUUACUGGCCUCAAGCUCGCCAGCCAUACUCCCCAGAAACUAUUGACUACAUAAAGUCACUGGAUGCUGAAGAAGAUAUUGCCCUUUUAAAGUUUCAUGGAUGGGAUCUGCCAGUUGAAUGUGCCCGCACUCUUAGGAUCUCAACCAUGCUUUUGAAGAAAGGGGUAGAGAGAGGAUUGACCCCUUUUGCCAUUGGAAACCUGAUGUGCAGAGAAUCCUUGAACAAGGAAUCUGUGAUUGAAGAAAUAGUACAAGCAGCACUGGAUUCUGUUCUUCCUGGCACAAGUGAAGCUACAUUGCUGGAUGCUGUUUCCCAAAUCAUGGACUUGCGCCUCGAUGAGAUUGUCAGAGCUCGUUUAUAAAAGCAUUGAAUUCUAGUAGCUAGUAUAUACAUGUCAGUGUGUACAUAUGUUCACGUACAUAUGUAUAGCUCAAAUAAUUGGAUUUUUAGUUCUUGACAAAGGAAAUCUACUUUCUUUGGUUGGAAUGUCAAACCAUUCUUAGCUUAACUCCCUAGGUUUUGUUUUUUGGUAGUUUCCUGCCGUUAACAAAUUCUUUCAAGAUUGUUGUUGAUAUCUUUUUUAAAUUUGAAUUGUAGUUUAACAUUCUUGUCCUGUAGUGAGUGUUGUCUUGUUUCAACAUUCUUGUUAGGAGUGUGAAAAUGGAAAUGUGGAUAAUGAAGUGGUUUUUACAGUAUGUGGAUACAAUAUAAUUAAAUGUGUUAUUUCCUA